This is a messenger RNA of Spizellomyces punctatus DAOM BR117, 3451 nucleotides long. RefSeq lists its product as uncharacterized. Bases 429 to 3296 code for a protein of 955 amino acids. The record is from RefSeq and is a predicted model, not a curated record. The transcript has 6 exons. Lineage: Eukaryota; Fungi; Chytridiomycota; Chytridiomycetes; Spizellomycetales; Spizellomycetaceae.
GAAAAGUGUUUCUUCCCCCCCACCAACGCUGUCGAUUUUCUUGUAGAUUUAACUCCCAAUACUCCCUUGCGUCUUCUUGGACGUUUGAGAACGUGCUGAUAGUCAAGAGUGGUGCUGCACGCAUUUCCUUUUUUUUUUUACAAGAAGAGAUACUCUGUGCAUUUUUUGGGACCUUGGAGUUUGCUGCGUAAGAGUGUACGAGACUGGCAUUCUAACAGUUUACCCAAGAUUUGCAAAAGUUUUGGUCUCGGUCCGGGAUAGGAUACUUGUGUAUCAACAUUGGAACUUUUGACGCAUCCGUCUUUUGCGGUGGCCUUGGGCGUAUGCUCGGAUUGAACACAUCGCGGGCGACGUCGUGUAUCGGAUCCUGUUUCGAGGGUGCAGGGCCACACGGGGAACCUAGAUCUUCCCUGUAGGGGAGUUCAACGAUGGGACAAGCCCAGAACAAAGAGCCAUUAGAGACAGAGACCAUCAGCGAGGCGCAGCACAGCAACUACGACAGCGAGAUCGCAGAGGAUUACUCGAGUAUUAAAUCAGAGCAACCUUGGUUAUCGCCUCCGAAACGUCGUCGAUCUAGAAGCCGGAAUAACACGCAGCCUUCGUACACGAAGCCGUUGUCACCUGGUACAUCUUCCACUCCGCUUAUCAGCCUUGAUAUAGCCCCUGUAGAGCAUAACGCUAGUUUUACGAACGCAGGAAAGUCACUUUUUUCACCCGUCAGCGAGGGAUCACUAGCCCGAAGUAGUCCCGGUUCUCCACACGGACUAGGAUUAUUCAGUUUACCAUCCCACCAGCGGACGAAGCGAGCGGGCUCAUUUAGCACGGAUCUUCCCCUACACGGAGACGCAAAGCAUAAGCCGUCCCUUGUUCACUGGACACACGUUCCUACCGUCGCAUCUUCUGUUGUGGGAAAGGCGAUUGUGGACAAGAUAGAGGAACCGACUCCGAUUGGACCAAUACCGAAUCUGGUAGCGAGGAUGUCUUUUGAGGGACAGCUUCAGGCACCACCAGUCGACGCUGUGCCAGGCGCUGCGGAACCAGGAUCACCUGCGGGUCCAAUACAGAAAGGGACUGGGGGAAUGGUGACUGACAGUUCUUCUGUUAUGCCAGAGCCAGGCGCUAGUGGUGCGAAAGGAACGGACUCUAGCCUGUCCAUGCAAAUCAAUUGUAAUUUUGCAUCAACAGCAGGGCCAGCCACUAGCGAAAGUGCGCAAGCGAUGCCCAAGCCCGGCUUUGCUAUGUAUCCAGCCGCGAACGGUCUUCUGCAAUCACAGCCUCCACAUUUCCAUGAAGUGACGGAUGCCCAAGGCCGUGUAGUUCAGCAUUCAUGUUCGGGGUGUGCAUGGUGGAGUCCGACGCCGAUGGUGCAAACAAGUUCGCUCAUUCCGCCUUUUGGAAAUAUGAAUCAGCAAAAGCAGUUUACCGGAGCAGAGACGAAGGAACAGUUGACAGGUCGAAUGGGGCCAAGUGGAACGGACGAUACUUCCAACGUGGAUAUUAGGAAGCAUGCAUCGUCUGCGUUUUUCUCCAAUAGCAUUCCUAGCACGGCUUGGACUGGCAAUUUCUAUCAAGUUGCGUCGACGAGCGGGGAACUAGAGUCGGGAGCUGAGGGCCAGGAACUGUCUGGUCAGACGUUUCCUACCGGAGCGAUGCCAUUCUUUUCAACAUUGGUAAUGGAUGGUUCCAUGCAACCGAAAGGUGACUCCGACGAGCUUUCAGCCCAAGCCUUCACCUCUGGCGCAACUAUGCCAUUCUUUUCCGCAGCGUUUGGUCCCACUGCUAUGAAAUCUUUUCCCACUGUAUCAACGCCGCCUGCGGCGGGUAUGGCCAUCCCAACAGCGUUACCGCCUAACCCAGGCUACUCGCUUCCUGGACAAGGAGGAGUUGUGCCAGCCUCGAGUAUUUCAAACGCGUCCCCCACAAACUCUAAUCCCUUUUUCCCCCCUGCUCCUGUGACUCCACCCCGCGGCAGUAUGCCUUCUGCCUUUGAUUUGGCAAACUCUCCGCUCAGCCCAGGGUCGGCCAGCGGGUCGCUGUACCCGGGGAUCCCCGGGGUAUUCCAUAAGCCGAUCAAACCUUUGCCAAAGAAAAAGCUUCGACCUCCAGCAUACCCGUCCGGAUCCUCACCGGGCCGAACGUCGACGAUUACUUCUCAGUCUGUCCCGGCGCCGACUUUGACUUGGACGGGACUGGUCGGCCAGCAGGGGCUCAUGGGUGAUAGCAGUUCAGAGGAUGAAAGUCUUCGAAACAGCACCAACAGAACUAGUGAAGGAGUAAAGAACAAGAAACGAGCAUUACCGGCUUCGUUGAUGGGGAAUGGAAAUGGCGAGAAUGAGGUGGUUAGUGCUGCAACGGUUUCAAAUGGUUUUGGACGAAGUGGCUUUGAUGGAGGGUUUAGAUCUGUGGCAGCCAGUAAUGGUUUAGGCGUUGGAAUAGAGACGGGUGGGGUGAAUGGGCGAGUCAAGUUUUCGAUUCCUGGAGUGGAUGACGGCGACCUUCCUCCGAGACCCAAAAUUGUUGUUUCCCCCACAGAGAUGAAAUUUGAAUUUGGGCAAACGGGAACCGGGGGAACAUCAGCGUCUUCAACCAAGCCGUCUCCAAGUGAUAUUUCUGAAGCGAAUGCCACGGCUGCAACGCAGGCGGAGGGAGGCUCCCCCACUUCAGUGGGUCCCAAACCUACGCCUGCACCCGCACAACCUCCCACCCCAGCCAACACACCCAGCGACGAGCUUGAGAAAGAAGAAGCCGACAUUGAUUAUUCAGAUAUACAAGAGAUUACAGAUCUACCUGAUCUACUGGACGACACAGAGUUGGAAAAGGUGUUGGCGAUCGAAGCAGCGCAUACCAAAGUGGUUCCCACGGGCGCGCCACCCGCAACCAAAGCUAAAAAGAAAAAGAAAAAGAAAGGGGGCGGUAACGCUGCUCAACAGCAGCAGCAACAACCACAACAGCAGCAGCAGCAGCAGCCGCAAACCACGACAUCUGGUACACCCUCUGCUCCAACUGUGGGCACGACCGACAAUUCCCGCGACAAACCCCCAUCUCUUCCCUCCGAAACCUCCUCCGACGACAAGGACACGAACGAAACCAUCCUCUCCACCUUUUCGAAACCGCUCAUACCCUACCGGUACCGUCGCGCGCGCUACACGAACGCCAUUCGUCAAAUGGAUAAACCUGGGGAAUGGGUCUGUUUUUUUUGCGAGUAUGAGCAGGCUUUUGGGGGCACUUUUUGGAGGAGGGGGGGUGGAGUGAGGAAGAAGAAGGAGAAGGAGGAGAAGGUGGAUGUCAAGGGGUAGAAAUUUGUUUUGUGUGUUGGUCGAAGACUUUAAGAGAGUCACUUUCUCCAUUCAAGACUACACGUAUUGCACCAUAGAUUGCCGUCAAAGACGCUUUUGCGGACGGAAUUCUAACUUUGGAUUUACCUAUGCUGUUGCUAACUGCCCUGGAUUUU